CUCUUCACAUUUUGAUUCUCUGUACUCUCUCUCUCUCUCUCUCUCUCCCCCUCCCACGGGACGACGAAAAUGGCAAUCACAAUCUGCGAGCUUCCCGCUCCGUGCAGUCACCGCCGCUUCCACGUCAACCUUGAUGGAACUGAAAUUUCCGUCACUGUCACUGCCACAGCCUCCGUUGUCCGACGCUGGAUCAACGCCGUCACCUACUUUAACCGACACUACCUCAGCAGACUCAUCGUCGGUCUCGGCGUUCAGUGGACUCCCGGUGACAGAGACGCACCGGCGGAUACUUUGCAACUCUGCGUGGGUCGCCGAUGCCUCGUGUACCAGCUGAGUCACUCAACCUACGCCCCGAAGUUGCUCCGGCGAUUCCUCUUGAACCCUUACUAUACCUUUGUUGGCUUCUGGAACCAUUCGGAUCGGACGAAGCUGGCGAUUUCGAAGCAUCAUCUGCACAUGCUGAAGGAUCCUCUGGAUAUCAGGGAGUAUGUGGAAACGGAUGACGGUGAGAGCCUCCAUAGGGCUUCGGUCGAGGAGAUUGUUCGGGAAUGCCUUGGGAUUGAUGGAGUAAGAGUGAGGCCAGAGAUCAGUAUGAGCGAUUGGGACGUUAUGUAUCUCAGUUCUGAGCAGGUUCUGCAAGCGACUCUCGAUGCUCACUGUGCGUUUAUGAUUGGGAAGAACAUUGGUGCUUGGAGACUCCCUUAGGUAAGUCCUAAAUCUGAAUGCACUUCAUGCUACAGGUUGUGUCCAGUAGAUUUCGCAUUUUCACAGUUGGCCUUUGAGCGAAUUUCGAUGGUGAUAUUUUGCUUCAUUGAGUAUUCUUCCAGCAUCACUCUCGUUUUUUCUU
Prosopis cineraria is the source of this 847-nucleotide messenger RNA. RefSeq lists its product as uncharacterized. The record is from RefSeq and is a predicted model, not a curated record. Lineage: Eukaryota; Viridiplantae; Streptophyta; Magnoliopsida; Fabales; Fabaceae. The coding region runs from base 70 to 705 and encodes 211 amino acids. Gene Ontology annotation, cellular component: nucleus; cytoplasm. The transcript has a single exon. Gene Ontology annotation, molecular function: 3'-5' exonuclease activity; nucleic acid binding.